Racocetra fulgida is the source of this 719-nucleotide messenger RNA. The record is from the annotation of a GenBank genome assembly. NCBI's taxonomy places the organism in Eukaryota, Fungi, Glomeromycota, Glomeromycetes, Diversisporales, Gigasporaceae.
AGAUUGAAUUGAAGAACUUCAAGAAGACGCUCAACACAGCAAUAAAACAUGUAAAAGAUGCAAAAGAUGAUGAGAGGUUGGAAAAGUUGCAUAGCUUUAAGAAAGAUAAAUUUUUAGAAUUACGCGUAAGUUAUAGUUACGAUUUAUUUAGAAUAAAAUCUAUUCGAUAUGAUGAAAAGAUUGGUUUUUUUCUAGAAGUUGAAGAAAUAGAAAAAAAAUUAGGUGACAUAAAUGUGGCGGGGUUGGAAUAUGACCAUCCAUUAUGCUCUGGAAUUCUCGAUAAUAGUUUGAAACUAUUAAAGAAAAUGAGCGAGAAAUCACGACAGACCUUCAAAAUACCAAGUGAGAAAUUUAAAUUACCCGAAAAUUUCGUGAAGAACAAGAAGUGUCUUAAAUCUCCUCAAGUAUAUAAAGACGCGUCAUUCGAUGAAUUUUUAGAUGAACCUGAGAAAUUGCAUGAGCUAACAAAUCAAAUGUUAAAAGUGCUAAGUCAGGUUUGGAGUUCACCUAAGUGGAAAGUAUGUAUAGCUAGUGCAGAAAGAAAGGAAUCAGGUAAACAGGCAAAACGUCCUGAUUAUAUGGUUAUUGCUCAAGUAAGUGCUAAAGAAGUUGAGAUUAGAUACCUUGAAAUGGGUCGUCCGAAAUCAUCAUCUAAAAAACAAAAACAGGAUUAUAAAAAACUUAAUAGAUUUGGCAAAGAUUUGAUUAAUGAAGUUUAG